UUCAUGUCAACAUUGUGUUCUACAAUGGAAAUAUCAUGCAGGAAAUACAUGGGGAAAAGAUCAAAAAGGAAGAAAAUGUUUAGGUUGUGCUGAUCAACAAGAAGAAUUUUAUAAUUGUGCAGAUAUUGCAAUUGUUGAACGAUCAGGAAAUGAAUUGAGUACACCAGUUAAUAAGGAUAAUAGCACAAUAGCGAGUGAUAGGUUUAUACUUGAAUAUUUAAUAAAAACACAACAUUGUAAAUAA
Molecule: messenger RNA, 244 nt
Organism: Adineta steineri
Lineage: Eukaryota; Metazoa; Rotifera; Eurotatoria; Adinetida; Adinetidae
Source: the annotation of a GenBank genome assembly